AGAGUUCUCUCUUUCGAACGUACCCAAAUUUAUUUUUAAUGCAAAAAAGAAAAGAAAAUCUCUUUCGAUGUAGUCGCGCGCGAUUCCUGAUUCAAUAGACACACAAUCAAAAACGUAGUGCAGUCGUGUUUGACGCAUUGUAAUCGAAUUUGUGGAUAUACGCUCAUGACCAACUAUAUACAUAAUUAACUUUAUACAUCUGAUAUCAAUUAAUGUUAUUUCACGCGAAAAAUCAUGGCGACACUAUCAACAUCGAGGGAUUCUUCUACGAUCAUUCAAUCCCCGCCGAGUCGAGUCCCUUUUUGAAAUGAUCACGAGAGAUUUUCGAAUGUAUGCUCGACUAUAUCCAAUUUCUCGAAAUGAGCUGCAAGUUGAUUGCCGAUCCGGCAAAGAUCCUCUCGCUAAUCGAGGAACUGUGCGAUCUACCAUAUACGGAGGUGCAACAACGGUUGAACAAAUACGUGCAGAAUGCAACAAAUGCAAAACUGGUCUUUCUCAUAUCAAUAUUGGUAGAGUCUGAGGAAAUGAUUAUUCAUGUGAUUGGCGAAGAAAUCCUGGACAGAGAAUUGAGAUUUCUUAUAACAAACAAUGUUUUAUACGAGGCUGUGAUUAAUAAAACAUCAUUAGUUUUGAGUGUUGCAAACCUUGAUGAAGAGUUAUUGACAUAUAUUAAUAGAAUAACAGAUGCAACACCACAGUCCCUCUUAAUAAUCCCGAUACAACAUCCUUUUAAACAUUAUACAGUUUUGCUUGUAUGCCUGGUAGGUUAUAUGGAUGGAGAUGAAGCUAGGCAUGCUUGUACAGAAAUAGUUCAAGAAUGUUUUAGAUUUACUCUUGGACAUUUGCUUAGUUCAUUACACUGUUAUGAAGAGACUCGUAUAAAACAACAAUGUCAAAACUUAUUAGAUGUUUCUAGGAAGCUCUUCACACAUUUAGGAGAUUUCUCUGAUCUCUUGCGUGAGAUUAUGGCAGAAGUCAGAAAAUUAACAAAUGCAGAAAGAUGUUCCUUAUUUCUUUUGGACCCUGAUCAACAGGAUUUAGUUGCAAAAGUAUUUGAUGGCAUUUCUACCAACGAAACUGUAAAUGAAAUGAGAAUCCCUAUUGGACAAGGUAUAGCUGGUCAUGUUGCAACUACUGGUAAAUUACUUAAUAUCCGAGACGCGUAUAAUCAUCCUCUCUUUUAUCGUGGUAUUGACGAAGCAACAGGAUUUAAGACUAGAAAUAUCUUGUGCUUUCCAAUACGGGAUGAGAAAGGCAUUGUUGGAGUGGCUCAACUAUGCAAUAAAAUAAACGGUUUAUAUUUUGAUGCUUUUGACGAACAAAUUGCGACAGCAUUUAGUAUUUAUUGUGGUAUAUCAAUAAUGCAUAGUAUUGUUUAUAAAAAGAUGCAGGAUGCUCAAGCUCGAAAUAAGCUUAGCAAUGAGAUAAUGAUGUAUCACAUGAAGGUGGAAGAAUCUGCUGUGGAAGCAUUGUUAAAUUGCAGGGAUGAUCACAAUAUUAAAGAUUUUAAUAAAUUCCACUUUAUUCCGAGGAGUGUACCUUACAAACAUAUGCCUUGUUAUACCAUUAAAAUGUUUACAGAUUUAUGUUUCCUUAAGUAUUGGAGAAUUAAAAUACCGACACUUGCAAGAUUCAUCUUGUAUGUUAAGAAAGGAUACAGAGAUGCACCUUAUCAUAAUUGGACACAUGCAUUUUCUGUGGCACAUUUUGCAUAUUUGCUGAUAAAAAAUAUGCGACUUAUUGAGGAACAUUAUAUGACACCUCUACAGGCUUUGGUGUUUUUUGUAUCAUGCUUGUGUCAUGACAUAGAUCAUAGAGGAACUAAUAAUUCAUUUCAAACUCUAUGUGGUACUGUAUUAGCGAGUCUUUAUAGCUCAGAGGGUUCUGUUAUGGAGAGACAUCAUCUUGCGCAAACAAUGUGUAUUUUAAAUACUGAAGGCUGCAAUAUAUUUGAAAGUUUGGAUAGUGACGACUACAGUGAAGCUUUGGAUUUGUUGAGGAACAAUAUACUUGCAACUGAUUUAGCUUCUCAUUUUCGUAGCAUAUAUAAGCAAGAAGUGAUAUGUGAUAAAUAUAACAAAGAUGAUCCAAAACAACAAAAGUUGUUAUUUGAAAUGCUUAUGACUUGUUGUGAUCUUAGCGAUCAAACCAAAGAUUGGAAAGUUUCAAAGAAAUCAGCAGAACAGAUAUUUGAUGAAUUCUUUUCACAAGGAGAUUUAGAAAAGAGCAUGGGCAACGCACCUGUGGAAAUGAUGGACAGAGAACGUGCGUCCAUUCCCGAUCUCCAAAUACAAUUUAUUACUAAUCUAGUCAUUCCUCUCUUUACUAAUCUGUCAUUAUUAUUUCCAUCGGCACAGCCUCUGGUUCAUGCAUUAGAACACAAUCUUUCCUUAUGGAAAGUGGCUAAGAUUGUUUUUCAAAAAUAUUCCAUGUGUGGAACAAAAGGAAUAGAUAUUUUGCUUGAUCCCAAUUUUGAAGACGAAGUACUUAAAACGUUUGCUCAAGGAAGUCAAUGUUUCAUGGAAAAUUCUGAUGAAUGCAGAGGAAGCACAGAAUGAUGCAUAAAAUAACAUCUGAGAGAAAAAAAUCAAGAUUUAAUGACAUUUAACUUGAAGUUUUACAUAUAAAAAUCUUGGUACAGAAUGAUAAUAAAAAAUUAUUUUUCAUAA
Molecule: messenger RNA, 2669 nt
Organism: Cataglyphis hispanica
Lineage: Eukaryota; Metazoa; Arthropoda; Insecta; Hymenoptera; Formicidae
Product: cGMP-dependent 3',5'-cyclic phosphodiesterase-like
Exons: 12
Coding region: 333-2558 (741 amino acids)
Biological process (GO): cGMP catabolic process; positive regulation of gene expression; negative regulation of receptor guanylyl cyclase signaling pathway
Cellular component (GO): nucleus; mitochondrial inner membrane; mitochondrial matrix
Molecular function (GO): 3',5'-cGMP-stimulated cyclic-nucleotide phosphodiesterase activity; 3',5'-cyclic-GMP phosphodiesterase activity; 3',5'-cyclic-AMP phosphodiesterase activity
Source: RefSeq, a predicted model, not a curated record